UUGUCAUUCGUUUUAUUUACGGUAUCUUAAGUUGAUUCAAGAAGUGUAUGAUAACAUGAUUUUUCACAUCACAAAACGCCUUGCGGUGAUUCCUUAGGAAUAAUUCCAUUAAUGAUUGGAUGGAUUUAUCAAAACAUAUUUUAGAUCCUUGAUGUUAUUGUGACAAAUUGGUAUACGAGUUCGGGAUGGUGACAACACAUUUUACCAAUAUUGAACCAGGUUGAAAUGAUAUUUCCCUUUUCCUUUGUAGUAUUCGUAGUAAUAUUCAUUGAUGGAGUUUUGAAUUAUGAUAAUAGAGGAAUUUUGAAGUCGUGUGAUGACCAGGAAUUUAUAGACGAAGGAAAUUUUGUAAUAACAUUCACAUCGGCGACUUUUGAUCAUGCAUCCACAAUUUUCACACAUCAAUUUUCAUCUUCCUGUAAGAUGUUUAUUACAUAUCCUGGACUUCGUUUGCGAGCUACAAUCGUAUAUAAACCAACCAAGAGAGGCUGUCAGCAUGGUUAUCUUAGUGUCGGAAAUGACAAAUAUCGUCCAGAUAGAGCUUCAUUAACUUCCUAUCAGUUUUGUGAUCACACAGAGAAUAUAGAAAUAGUGUCACGGUCAAACGUCUUAUGGGUCAUGAUCAAAAGACGUUUUGAUCAGAUAGUUGAAGGUCAUAUUGAAAUACAAUCGAGCAAACCAGCUUUUUGCCAUGCCUCUCAGUUUGAGUGUUCUCCGGUACAAUGUAUACCUAUGACGUCAUUAUGUGACAAUGUUAAAGACUGCGAUAAUGGUAGAGAUGAAUACUGUGAUUCUGAUGACUCAGACAGUUGUUUUCUAUGUGGAGACGGAACAUGUAUAUCCCCAACGUUACCCCGGUAUCACUAUAAUUGGGGGAAACCCUUUUGGUAUAUCUGUGAUGGGGUAAAUCACUGUAAAGACGGUAGUGAUGAACAGGAAGAUCGAUGUAAAGAACCAUGGAGUCUAUGUUCUGAUCUUCAUUCGUGUUUGACAGAAUAUCCUGGAAAGUCAUUUCUUACUUGGGAUAAACAUAAAUGUGCCAAGAAAAAACACUGUUUUCCAGCUGAUAAUUGUCUUCAUAAUUCAGUUUUACAGAGGAUUGAUAGCACGUCCAUUGCCAUUGUUGUUUGUGCCUUCUUUGUUGUUUUGGUUUUUGCCAUUUGCUUCAUUGUAAAAUCAGGUCAAAAAAGGAAACGACGAAAACAACCGUCUGUUCGAAUUUCUUCCGGAUGUCAGAUAUACAGAGAUAAUACAUCAGAUAAUAUUACAACUCGACUACAAAAUACGGAAGACGAACAGCAAACUUGAAGAAGAAGGAAGGAAGAUUUCUAUAUUUACUUGAUAUGCUAGAUUUGAUUGAAAAUCAGUUGGAAAAAAAGGACAAUGAAUACUAUUGACGAUUAUAGACGCCUAAAUCCAACUUUUCUCCAAUCAUGAAAUUGGGUAACAUUCGAGCAUAAAAACCAAUAAUUUAAUAUAUAUAUUUAAAUUUAGUUUACUCACAAACAUUAUAUAUCACCUUAGCUGUAUUUGGAAAAAUCAUUUAGGCAUUUUGGUCCUCAAUGCUCUACAACUUCGUACUUUAUUUGGCCUUUUUAAAUUUUUCGGAUUCGAGCGUCACUGAUGAGUCUUUUGAAGACGAAACGCGCGUCUGGCGUAUAUACUGACUUUGGUCCUGGUAUCUAUGAUGAGUUUAUUGCUAAGUCUUAAAUUAUUAUUUCUUAUCAAAUAUCCAUCUUCCAAAGUCUAUAUUUGAAGACAAAACAGUGGCAUUUGAUCAUAACAAAAUAAGAUUAGGCCAAACUAAAUGUUUAAAGAAACAAAUUCUCAAAUAAAUAUUUAUACAAACAUGCUGUAAUUGAAAAUAAAUGUAUGUUAUAAAAAAAACCUUCUUCACGUUUAUUGA
Mytilus trossulus (common blue mussel) is the source of this 1906-nucleotide messenger RNA. RefSeq lists its product as uncharacterized. Gene Ontology annotation, cellular component: plasma membrane. The record is from RefSeq and is a predicted model, not a curated record. Lineage: Eukaryota; Metazoa; Mollusca; Bivalvia; Mytilida; Mytilidae. The transcript has 7 exons. Gene Ontology annotation, molecular function: protein binding. The coding region runs from base 226 to 1308 and encodes 360 amino acids.